AUGAGUGAUGAAGACAGUGACUUGGACUCGACAGGCUUUGUGAUAAUGCCUCCACCUCCUCCACCGCCACCACCACCAUCACCACCUCCUACUUCACUUCGACCUAGAUACACUGGCAAGGCCCGAAUAAUUCAGUCAUCUGUCUUUGCCAGUCGAGAUUCCGGGCGACCCAAAUCUCGAACAAAAAAACCCCCGGAAAACUCUCGAAAAUACGGUCGUUUUACGUCAAAUGAUGAGGACAUUGAGAGUGUUGCAACUACAGGAGACGUGGCUAUUGAGACACCCGUGCAUUCAGGUGAUGUAGACGGUAACGAGAGUGGAGAGACAAUGGACGAUGGCUGGUCGGACCAUAAUCGAUGGUAUUGUAAUAUUUGUAAAGAUGGAGGAGAGUUACUAUGCUGUGAUCGUUGUCCUCGAGCUUUUCAUAUGAGCUGUUUAGGUAUGAGUGACGAUAUGAUUCCGGACAGAGAGUGGUAUUGCAAGAUGUGCGCAGAAUGUUUGGACCGACGUCGACUUAAACAAGAGUCGAAGGAAAAAGCACGAGUCAUGCGUGAAACGGAGAAAUUGGAACGAGAUGCUCGCCGACGUAAAGCUGAACAAAUGAAAGAGGAAAUGCUGGCGAAAAAGUCAGUUGAGGCAAUCGAGCAUAAAGCCAAACGUGUUUUAGAAAUGCAGGAUCGAAUUCUUAGUCGCAAGAAAAUCAAGUACAAAGAUAAGGAAGAGGAGAAACUAGGCAAAAUGGCGGAAGAGCUCGCUCAGACUGUGCGGUCAUCUAAAGAAAAGCUAGAAAAGCUGGAAAAGGAGGACGCAAUCCUUAGAAGAAAAGAGGAAGCUCUCAAAAAGAAGAAACGCGGAAUGGAUGAUAUCCCACCCGAGGUUAUUGAAGAUACGUCGCGUCCCGACAAACCGACGCCAGCGCCAUGCAAUUUUGCAGAAAUUCCGGCAAAGUACGUUGGCAAGAUGCUUGCAGUGUGGGAUUGUAUCUAUGCAUUCCACGACAUUCUAGAGCUUGCGGAUAUCACAGUAGAUCAGUUCAGUCGUGCGCUGAACUAUCCAAAGCACUCGCCUAUGCUGACAGAGAUCCACAUGUGCUUGCUGGAGAAGAUUUUGGAGGACAGAGAGGACGAGGACUACCUGUCUGAUGACGAAGGCUCGAUGGAUGACAGCGAACAAUAUCGAUACGAAAUCCAGCACGCACCUUUAACCGUAGGUGUGCCAACACGCUCGAUGCUCACUCCGCUCACUUGGCCGUCCAUUUUGUGCGGCUUAAUUUCGGCUGUGCCUCGCUACACACAACACUCCACGCCGACAUUUGUAGCCGCAUUCAAAGCGCUACAAGAUACAGACUACCCGGCGUUGCAAGUGCAGCACAAGCUGGCACUGCUGCAAUUUCUUGUUGGUCGCCUAGUUGACACGGAGAAAAUUCGCCGCGUGCUUGGAAAGCACUUGAAUGAGAUCCUUAAAGCAUCCAAGGAAUAUAACCGCACUGUAAUGCUCGAUCGAAAGCUCACGCUUGAGGAUGACAAGAAGCUUCGAGAGAAGCAGCGUAUAGAGCUUGCUAACUUUGCGGAGUCGAACAAAACGUCGAUGAGAAUUUGGUUGGGAAAUGAUAAAAAGGGUCGAGCCAAUGGAGAUGCAGCCUCUGCUGACGGUUUUGAAGAGACCAAAAGCGAUAAUGAUGGCGAAACUGGUUCAGGUAGUGACUCCGACUUGGACGAUCUUGCUUACAAUGAAGAGGCCUUGUCAAAAAAUGAGGAAGAGCUGGAGAGACUCCAGCUACAGGAAUUCAUAUCUCGGCAUGAAUACGUUUCCCGAAAAAAGAAACUUGACAAACAGCGCGAUCGACUACGACAGAGAACGGAAGUAAAGCUACGCAAGCAGAAAAUGCAGGAACAGACAGAGCGUAAGCGAACGAUAGCGAAAAAAGCUAUCACUGAUGGUUUGGCAUCAAAAGACUCGGCUCUGCUUCGAAACGCUAUUGAAAAAGCCAAGGAGUGUGGCCUUCCGGACCGUAUAAUGGUAUCGGCUACACACGUGCUGGAAAUUUGGGAUGCCGAAGCCGUUCGUGAGGAGGAAGCCUUAGUGAAAAAACGCAAGUUCAGCGCAUUGCUCCGCCAAUCGUUUGUUCGGUCGGAGCCACUUGGACGAGACAGAGACCAUCUGAGGUAUUGGAUUUUUCGAGGCGACCUACAGCGGCUAUACGUUGAAAGGCCAGGUCCGUCAAAUAAGAUAAAGCGUAAAUAUGAGUCGCUGGCUAGGAGCGGGUCUCCAAGGGAUGGUUUGAUCCCCGAAGAUGACGAUAGCAAUGCAACAUGGUAUUGCUACUCUUCGCAAAGUGAGGUGAACAUGCUAAUGAAAGUUCUAGACGCACGUGUGCCUCGUGAGGCUUGCCUUCACUCAACCUUGGCUGAUCACAUGAAAGAACUUGCGAGUGAAAUGCCUGUUUCAAAGCCUGGCUUGUUGAUCUCUGAUCUACUGAACGAGGAGAGUGCUAAGAAGCGCUCUCAGCUCACAUCAGGCGCGCCGAUCGAUGAAGCAACAGAAUUCCUUCAAUGGAAAAAUGACAAGCACUCAAAGCGCAAGGCAUUUGUGUAUGCAGAUCCAAGUGUUAAUUCAUUUCAGGAAGUCCUGCUAAAGGGUCAAGAGUGGAUCUGUAAAUGCCUUCGUACUUUAGGCUCAACCUGGCCAGACCGUAUUGACAAUGGUGGCGCAAUGUGGCGAUCGUCCGUGCAAACCAUCGAUAAGGUUGAAGACUUCGCUACUGCUUUGUUCGCCCUAGAAAACGAGUUGAUGUCUGCUCAGAAAAAGCCAAAUAAUCAACGAUCCGGCACGGCAGCGCUGAGUCCCGCUGCAGCAGACGCAAGCAAAAAUGCCAGUACCCCCAAUGAGGAGUACGACAAAAACGAGGAGAGGAGUGAUGAUGAGGAUGACGACGAAGAGGAAGAGGCUAUUGAUCUUUCAGUGGAUGACGGCAAAAUGCUUUGGCCGUCAAAAUAUUGUCGCGAACGCUGGAUUCAGAGUGUUAAGCGUGGUAAGACAGUUGCCGUCAUGGCCACUGCUUUAGCCUCAUUGAUACAUCGCCUUAAGGUGCUUGGCUUCUUGAAUGCGUCCGAUGAAGAUGCGAUGAAAACACGCGCGAAGAGUGAAAAGGAAAAACAGUCUCGCAAGGAGCGCGCAGCCAAGAAAAAGAAGCAGAUUGAGGAGGUCGACGAUGGUAACAUGCGCGAGUCUGUAGAUGAAUGGGAAGAGGACUGUUACAUUUGCAGCGAAGGUGGUGAAGUGGUGUGCUGUGACGGUUGUCCUCAUGUGUUCCACUACUCAUGCAUUGGGCUUCGCCGUAUCCCUCGAGGGAAGAUAUUCUGUCACGAAUGCGACACAUCAGUCAAGCCUGUGGUCCCUACGGAGAAGAAUGGAAAGGCUUCGGUGAAGCGGCCUAGACGGUCGCACUCACCAUUAUUACGGCGUCGACCCCGAAAGCAAGCAAAGUUGGUGAAGGACGAGUUGGAGUUCGACGGAAGCGAUGCUGAAUCCGAUUCUGCAGUAUUGACUUCUGCUCGUCCUGCGUCGGGAAAGACAUUUCCAAUACGGCAUGCCCACGUCGAGAACUACAUUGGGCCUAAGACUCCGGAAGACCAAUGGGAUGUUGACUGCAGUGUGUGCAGCCUGGGAGGCGAACUGCUCUGUUGUGAUGGGUGUCCUCGUGCUUUCCAUGUCAAGUGUAUCGGUCUGCCUGAAGUUCCUGAGACGGAGUGGUUCUGCAAUGAGUGCAAUCUGCAAGAAUGCGGGGUUUGUAAGAAGAAUAAGAUCCGGCUUGACUCGCAUGUCAUUUGUGGAUCCGAGGACGGCUCCAAGGGCUGCGAUCGUGUUUUCCAUCUGAAAUGCGCGAAGCUUGACAUUGUUCCUGCCGAUGACUGGUACUGCAAGAAGUGCUGCAUGAAGCUGAACCUGUAA
This is a messenger RNA of Peronospora farinosa, 3951 nucleotides long. Lineage: Eukaryota; Oomycota; Peronosporomycetes; Peronosporales; Peronosporaceae. The record is from the annotation of a GenBank genome assembly.